Messenger RNA from Corylus avellana, 2983 nucleotides. RefSeq names its product cullin-3A. The record is from RefSeq and is a predicted model, not a curated record. Gene Ontology annotation, molecular function: ubiquitin protein ligase binding. Gene Ontology annotation, biological process: ubiquitin-dependent protein catabolic process. Lineage: Eukaryota; Viridiplantae; Streptophyta; Magnoliopsida; Fagales; Betulaceae.
CAACUCUAUGAUUUUAAUUUUCGUCUCAAAUUUCGUUGUGCUCGCGCAAACCUAACCCUAACAUUCCAUUUCCUAACCUCAGAAACCCUAUUCUCAACGUGAUUCGAGCCAAAAGAUAGGGUUUUCUCAUAGGAUCCAAUUUCCGUGUUAAUCGGGUUUUAUGGGUUCGAAUUGACGCUUCGGGGGGCUAAUUCGGGUUCGGUUCGGAUUUAUACCGAGAAUCGGAAUCUCUGUGGUGGUAGUAGGGUUUGUGAGAGAGCUGUAAUCGGAGAAGAUGAGCGCUCCGAAGAAGAAGAACUUCCAGAUAGAGGCGUUCAAGCACCGGGUCGUGGUGGAUCCCAAGUACCCAGAGAAGACGUGGAAGAUUCUGGAGCAUGCGAUCCACGAGAUUUACAAUCAUAAUGCUAGCGGGCUCAGCUUCGAAGAGCUUUAUAGGAAUGCUUACAACAUGGUGCUGCACAAAUUUGGAGAAAAACUCUACUCUGGACUUGUGGCAACUAUGACUUCGCAUCUAAGUGAAAUAUCUAAAUCGAUUGAAGCUGCACAGGGGGAGUUAUUUUUGGAAGAGCUGAACAGGAAAUGGGCAGAUCAUAACAAGGCAUUGCAAAUGAUCCGAGAUAUAUUGAUGUACAUGGAUAGGACUUUCAUCCCAAGCACACACAAAACCCCAGUUCAUGAGCUUGGGUUGAAUUUGUGGAGAGAUGUUGUUAUCCACUCCAGCAAAACCCAGACUAGGCUUCGGGAUACACUUCUUGAGCUUGUGCAUAGAGAAAGGAAUGGAGAAGUUAUAAAUAGGGGUUUGAUGAGGAAUAUUAUAAAGAUGCUAAUGGAUUUAGGUUCUACUGUUUACCAAGAAGACUUUGAGCACCAUUUUCUUGAAGUUUCAGCUGAUUUUUACCGUCUUGAGUCUCAACAAUUUAUUGAGUGUUGUGAUUGUGGGGAUUAUCUAAAAAAGGCUGAGAGACGUCUAAAUGAAGAAAUGGAGAGAGUGUCCCAUUAUUUGGACACAAGAAGUUUAGACAAGAUAACUAAUGUGGUCGAGAAGGAGAUGAUUGAAAGUCACAUGCAGAGACUUGUCCAUAUGGAGAACUCGGGCAUAGUUAAUAUGCUUGUGAAUGACAAAUAUGAGGACUUGGGAAGGAUGUAUAACUUGUUUCGCAGAGUGCCCACAGGACUCUCAAUAGUUAGGGAUGUCAUGACUUCAUACAUUCGGGAUACUGGUAAGCAACUAGUUACUGAUCCAGAAAGGUUGAGGGAUCCUGUAGACUUUGUGCAGCGGCUCCUGGAUUUAAAAGAUAAAUAUGACAAAAUCAUCAGUUUGGCAUUUGGCAAUGACAAAACAUUCCAGAAUGCUUUGAAUUCCUCUUUUGAGUACUUCAUUAAUUUGAACACUCGGUCUCCAGAAUUUAUCUCUUUGUUUGUGGAUGACAAGCUACGUAAAGGACUCAGAGGAGUUAGUGAGGAGGAUGUGGAGGUUGUACUGGACAAGGUCAUGAUGCUUUUCCGUUACCUCCAAGAGAAAGAUGUAUUUGAGAAGUAUUACAAGCAACAUUUGGCCAAGAGGCUUCUUGCAGGGAAAACUGUCUCUGAUGAUGCAGAAAGAAGUUUGAUUGUUAAGCUUAAAACAGAAUGUGGAUAUCAGUUUACAUCUAAACUGGAAGGUAUGUUCACUGAUAUGAAGACCUCUCAGGAUACAAUGCAGGGCUUCUAUGCGAGCAAUGGCCCCGAUUUAGUAGGGGAUAGCCCUACUUUAGCUGUCCAAGUGCUCACUACAGGUUCGUGGCCAACUCAACCAAGUGCUACAUGCAACCUUCCAGCAGAAAUCCUAGGGGUAUGUGAGAAGUUCAGGAGUUAUUAUCUUGGGACUCAUACUGGGCGUAGGCUGUCUUGGCAAACAAAUAUGGGCACCGCUGAUUUGAAAGCAACCUUUGGGAAGGGCCAGAAGCAUGAGCUGAAUGUUUCCACCUACCAGAUGUGUGUACUGAUGCUUUUCAAUAAUGCCGAUCGCAUGACUUAUAAAGAGAUUGAACAAGCCACGGAGAUACCUGCCUCAGACUUGAAGAGAUGUCUACAGUCUCUGGCCUGUGUCAAGGGGAAGAAUGUUCUGCGGAAGGAGCCUAUGAGCAAGGACAUAGCGGAGGAUGAUGCCUUUUUCUUUAACGAAAAGUUCACAAGCAAGCUCUACAAGGUAAAAAUAGGUACUGUUGUUGCACAGAGGGAGUCUGAACCUGAAAAUCAAGAAACCCGGCAGAGAGUAGAGGAAGAUAGGAAGCCUCAGAUUGAGGCAGCGAUUGUGAGGAUCAUGAAGUCAAGGCGGAUGCUAGAUCAUAAUAACAUUAUUGCUGAAGUCACGAAGCAGCUGCAGGCGCGGUUCUUACCCAACCCUGUUAUUAUCAAAAAACGAAUUGAAUCCCUCAUUGAGAGAGAGUUUUUGGAGAGGGAUAAAAAUGAUAGGAAAAUGUAUCGGUACCUUGCUUGAAGAAACUCUAUGAUUGUCUCAUUUUGUCAAGGUAUUGGACAUGGCCCGUGUGGUUGUACCCUCCAUUUAUUUUAAAUUGAGGAUUGUCCUCGAAUUACUCAAGCCUUGGAUGGGUUUCAAUGAAUUCGAUUUAGCAUCUUUACUGCGUAGAAUCUAUGAGCUCCUCUUGAUUGAACUCUUUGUGGGCUAGGUUGGAAGAUGGGAUUUUCUGAUCCUGGCGGUCCAUGUUAUUUUCGCAGCAGAAGGCUGCUAUGAACUCUUGGAACACGUUUGAGUCCCCCCCCUCAGGCAAACUUCUGGGCAGAAUGGGGUAGCUCUACUUGUUGUUUGAAGCUCUGAAUUGUCUAAGUUACUUUCUCAAUCUUUUUCUUAUCUUCAUAUUGUUCCAUUUGCUGGUGGAAUUGUCAAUGUUUGUUUCUGUGGAAAAAACCUUGUUAAAUGAGCAGAAGAAAACGUUGCCUUGUAAACUUACUUGUAAGCAUAAAAAGGUGGAAACUUUGUACU